Adineta steineri is the source of this 237-nucleotide messenger RNA. The record is from the annotation of a GenBank genome assembly. NCBI's taxonomy places the organism in Eukaryota, Metazoa, Rotifera, Eurotatoria, Adinetida, Adinetidae.
AUGCAAUUCGCAAAUCAAAUGAAGAUUCUAUUGAUUUUUUUAUUCAUAUUAUCACAUUCUGUAUCUGGCGGCCCAUUAACAUAUGCUGCUUGUCAAACGGCUUGUAACAAGGGUGCUAUGUCUUGUUACGGGUCAGCUGGUGUUAUUUUUGGUGUAGGAGCUGUUCUUACUUGUGGUCUAGCACAAGGAUCAUGUAUGAUUGCUUGUACUCCACUUUUGGCACCAGUAACACCAUAA